CCCCUCUCUCUCUCUCUAGAAUCCAGGCACAGUUGAACUCGCCCGAGAAUGGGAGACGCCGACUAUGAACUCCGGCCACACCGUGUAGCCAUACCUCCACCUAAACCAUUCUACCAGUCAUUGGAAUCGUCUCUGAAAGAGACUUUCUUUCCUGAUGAUCCUUUCCGGCAGUUCAAAAACCAACCAAUGUCUCGGAAGGUGGUUUUAGGAUUGCAGUAUUUCAUGCCAGUACUUGAAUGGGCUCCUCGAUACACUUUCGAUCUCUUUAAAGCUGAUGUGGUUGCCGGAAUCACCAUUGCUAGCCUUGCAGUUCCUCAAGGAAUCAGCUAUGCCGGUUUGGCCAACUUGCCACCAGUUCUUGGCCUUUAUUCAAGCUUUGUGCCACCAUUGGUAUAUGCCAUGUUGGGAAGCUCAAGAGACUUGGCGGUCGGAACGGUUGCUGUUGCAUCUCUUCUCAUAGCUUCUAUGUUGGGGAAGGAGGUCAAUCCUAAUGAGAACCCUAAGCUUUAUGUUCAGUUGGCUCUCACUGCAACCUUUUUUGCUGGAGUUUUUCAAGCUGGUUUAGGCUUCUUAAGGUCAGUGCCUUGA
Molecule: messenger RNA, 588 nt
Organism: Ilex paraguariensis (yerba mate)
Lineage: Eukaryota; Viridiplantae; Streptophyta; Magnoliopsida; Aquifoliales; Aquifoliaceae
Source: the annotation of a GenBank genome assembly